AUGUCCUGUUUGAACAACAACAAAAUCUCACAUCAGGCGAGCGAAGGUCAGUCUUUCAGUGAGCAGGCUCGCGUCAUUAUUGAAACAGUCAACUACGUUUUCCUCUGUAACAUCUUCGCUCUGUUCGGCAUCGUGGGAAACAACAUCAACAUCAUCGUCUUCUACAAGCAGGGUCUGACCAGCAGCAUCAACAUCAGUUUCUUAAGCCUGGCCAUCUCAGACCUCUGUAGUCUCGUGGCUCUACUUUGGUUCAACGUCUUAGCUAACCCGCUAUUUAAAAACGCAGAUAUUCCGAUGGUGCCUUCAGAGUUUGAGCACCUGACAGGUGGGUCUCCUCACUCCAGUUUUGCCCGCAUCACCUGUAUGAUCACCGCGUACGUCACAGCCGAGCGUUGCCUGUGUAUCACCUUGCCCCUAAAGAUCAAACAAAUCAUCACCCCCAGACGUGCUGCUCUCAUCAUCUGCUUCAUCUACAUCCUGCAUAUCACGGCCUUGGUACCGGAGUACGUCGCUUUUUACAUCGACUGGAAGUUUUACCCGGAGACCAACAAAACCCUACUGGGUCUCGUCCCCACAGCUCUCUACGACAAAGCUUCGGGAAUUACUUUUCUUCUCUUCGGCGUGUACAUCCUUGUAUCGUUCUCGGCAUUGAUUAUUUUUACGAUUACUUUAAUUGUCAAACUGAGACAAAAAACGAAAUGGAGAAAAGAAUCGACCCACGAUAACAAACAGUCCGAAACUCUGUCCAGCCGAGACCAAAAAUCCAUCAACAUGGUCAUCGUGAUUGCCAGUUUUUUGAUCGUCUGUUACAUGCCAGCUGUCGUGUUUGGUGUGGCGGUUUAUAUCGUCCCAGGUCUGUAUGUCGUCGGGAAGUAUUCCAACCUGUUUUUCGUGACCUGGUCGUUUGCUUUUGCACUGGACUCGUUCAACUCUAGCGUCAGCAUACUGCUCUACAACAAGAUGAGUUCUAAAUAUAGAACAACUUUUCACGAUUUGUUUCUUGUUUGCAGCUCUAGUAAACGACAAGAAACUUGA
Molecule: messenger RNA, 1035 nt
Organism: Physella acuta
Lineage: Eukaryota; Metazoa; Mollusca; Gastropoda; Physidae
Product: galanin-like G-protein coupled receptor npr-9
Biological process (GO): G protein-coupled receptor signaling pathway
Cellular component (GO): membrane
Molecular function (GO): G protein-coupled peptide receptor activity
Source: RefSeq, a predicted model, not a curated record